AUGCGAUUUUUCACGCAAGAAUGCUGGAGUGGGUUGCCAUUUCCCCUUCCAGGGCAUCUUCCUGACCUAGGGAUCGAACCAAAAUCUUGCAUCUCCUGCAUUGCAGGCAGAUUCUUUACCAUUGAGCCAUCAGGGAUUAAGCAGCUUGUUAAAAUAGAAGUCAGAGCACGUCACUUCUCUGCACAGAACCCUCCUUCACGCAGGGUGAAAAUCAGCCCUGCACGCAGCCUUCGCGGCUAUAGACCCAGCACUGCCCCUACACCUUUCUCACCUCUCCUCUGUGAGCGUGCUAGGCGCUUCCACCGCAGCGCCGGUGCUCAGACACUUCCUCAGAGAUCCCAGCGGCUGUCUCCACUUAUGUUUGCAAAAUUAAGUCACUGUCUCAGUAAAACCUUCCCUGACAGUCUUAUCCAUAGGACUUCAAACCAUCUUUUUCAAGACUUCAAACAUAUCUUCCUUUAUAGGACUUCAUAUCCUCUUUCCUUGAUUUUUUUUUCCUCCUUACCAUUACUAUUUGACAUGUUGUUUCUUCAUUUUGUUUAUUUUAUGAGGGUGGAGAUAUUUCUCCCUAUUGUCCAUGAUGUGCUCCAAGCUUCUAGAACAGUGUUUAGAAUACAGUGCUUAAUAACUAUAAAUAAUUAA
Messenger RNA from Rangifer tarandus platyrhynchus (Svalbard reindeer), 642 nucleotides. Lineage: Eukaryota; Metazoa; Chordata; Mammalia; Artiodactyla; Cervidae. The record is from the annotation of a GenBank genome assembly.